Molecule: messenger RNA, 901 nt
Organism: Larimichthys crocea (large yellow croaker)
Lineage: Eukaryota; Metazoa; Chordata; Actinopteri; Sciaenidae
Product: histone H1-like
Exons: 2
Coding region: 68-679 (203 amino acids)
Biological process (GO): nucleosome assembly
Cellular component (GO): nucleosome
Molecular function (GO): DNA binding; structural constituent of chromatin
Source: RefSeq, a predicted model, not a curated record
UAGAACACAGCGGGGACAACUUCACACCGACACAGCAGAGACCAACACACACCGAGCAGAGGCAGACAUGGCAGAAGAAGCACCAGCAGCUCCCCCGGCCAAAGCCCCAAAGAAGAAGGCAACUCCCAAGGUUAAGAAGGACGGACCAUCCCUUCGGAAACUCAUCACCGAUGUUGUGGCUGAGUCCAACAACCGUAAGGGGGCUUCCUUGUCCGCGAUUAAGAAGGGACUGGCCGCUAAAGGUUACGAUGUGGUAAAGAACAAGAAGCGCAUUAACCUGACCAUUGUCAAGAUGGUAGAUGCGGGCGUCCUGACCAAGGCUACCGGGAUUGGAGCCGCUGGCUCUUUCAAACUGGCUAAGUCGGCGCCAAAACCCAAGAAAGCGGUUAAAGCAAAGAAACCAGCAGUCAAGAAAGUUGCUGCAAAGAAACCAGCAGCAAAGAAACCGGCAGCAAAGAAAGCAGCAGCAGCUAAAAAACCAGCAGCCAAGAAGACCGCAGCUAAGAAAGCAGCCACCAAGAAAGUUGCAGUGAAGAAAGCUACACCCAAGAAGUCUCCGAAGAAGGUUGCCAAGAAAAGUACAGUGAAGAAGACCCCCAAGAAGGUGGCCCCCAAAAAGACAAAGCCAGCAAAGAAGACCCCAACGAAGAAAACUGCACCCAAGAAGGCCAAGAAGUAAAGUGGCUAUCUUAAACCCAGCAUUCUAUGCAUCAAAGGCUCUUUUAAGAGCCACCACAGCUUCUAAAGGUGUUACUGUUCUCAUGAUCCAGUCAGCGAAUGUGACAGAAGCACAGUUGUUGUUGGUCAUGAAGGUCAAAGCGUCACUCUGCCAUGUCGAUAUGACAUCAAGUAUAACAAUCCACGGCCGAUCUGUUGGGGUCGAGGAGAUGUUCCAUUAUCA